Cuscuta europaea is the source of this 743-nucleotide messenger RNA. NCBI's taxonomy places the organism in Eukaryota, Viridiplantae, Streptophyta, Magnoliopsida, Solanales, Convolvulaceae. The record is from the annotation of a GenBank genome assembly.
AAUAGCGGCCGCCGAUUUGAAUCUGCGGUCUGCCGAUUGAGGAAAGGGAAGCAUCUGCUACUCUACGUUUCAACGCUACAGUCUACAGGAAAAACCAUGAAGUUCUAGAAGGAAGAGUUCCGACACUGAAUCGUUAUCAAGACUAUUUUUUGCAAGAGUUUAUCACUAUGAGCUCGGAAAAGGAACCAUGUCGGCGGCUAUCGUGCUCAGCCUGUUUCGAUGCACUCUGGUUCUGCUACACUCCGGUCCAUCAAAUGCAGCAGUACUAUAGGCUGGGUAAACUUGACAACUGUUCUAAGAAAUGGAGUGCUCUAUAUGACUGUUUGAGACUAAAAACUAAGUCGCAAGCUGAAGUGGAGGAAAUUUUGGAAAAGCGUGAGAAAACCAAGCCUCACAUAUGGACUUUUCGGACGCCAGAAGAAGCAUCGUUGCAUUGGCAGAAGCUUUAUGGGCAUACAUAUGAAAAUGAGUGAAAUACAAAUAAUUGACCAGAUAUUCAUUUUGUCUUUUUUUUCAUUCAAAGCUCAAUUAAUGAUGACAACGUUUUAUCAAUAUGGUAGUCACUAGUGAGAGUUAGUCAUUUCAGCUGGUUGAGCUGAGGAUUUUAGUUUAUGGAAGCUCUAAUGCUUCUUUGAGCAAAUGGUCAUGAUCUUUGUGAACGACGAUACUUGCUUAUAUUGUUGCCAAACUCAUAUAAAUGAACGUAAUAAGGCAAUCAGCAUUUUCCUGUUUGGUAGCACUCC